Messenger RNA from Meriones unguiculatus (Mongolian gerbil), 2008 nucleotides. It is a transcript of the gene Lhfpl6, whose product is annotated as LHFPL tetraspan subfamily member 6. NCBI's taxonomy places the organism in Eukaryota, Metazoa, Chordata, Mammalia, Rodentia, Muridae. The transcript has 4 exons. Gene Ontology annotation, cellular component: membrane. The record is from RefSeq and is a predicted model, not a curated record. The coding region runs from base 383 to 985 and encodes 200 amino acids.
CUGGCGCUCCCGGGCCGCACGGCCAUAGCCGGCGGACUCUCCGGGCGGGUCGUCCUCCUCCUGCUCCUCCACCCCGGCUCCCCACAGUCGCCGCGGUCUCCUCCGUGGAGGCGAGAAGGACGGUCUUCGGGGCCGCGCCGUCCCCGCCCGGGGGAGAAAAAGACAGCAAGUUGCGCUGCGCCCGGGACCCGCGAGGGACCGCGGCCGCCGCCCGGCCGGGGGCCACCAUCAUAACCGCAAAGUAUGAGAAGUUGACUGAAGAUUCAUUACAGCUAAGAGCUGCGUCCUCCUUGAAGACCUGUGGAUUACUUGGGAGUUUCUGGUGAUCAUUCACACCUUCAGGACACUCGCCUUGAGCCCUGGUCGCCUUGCUGGGUGAAAGAUGGCGUCCAGCCUGACUUGUACUGGAGUGAUCUGGGCUUUGCUUUCCUUCCUGUGCGCUGCCACCUCUUGUGUGGGGUUCUUCAUGCCUUACUGGCUCUGGGGAUCCCAGCUGGGCAAACCUGUAUCCUUUGGCACUUUCCGGAGGUGCUCCUAUCCCGUGCAUGAUGAGAGUCGGCAGAUGAUGGUGAUGGUGGAGGAAUGUGGGCGCUAUGCCUCCUUCCAGGGUAUCCCCAGCGCAGAGUGGAGGAUCUGUACCAUAGUGACAGGCCUGGGCUGUGGCCUGCUCCUCCUGGUAGCUCUCACUGCCCUUAUGGGCUGCUGUGUGUCGGAGCUCAUCUCCAGGACAGUAGGAAGAGUGGCUGGAGGAAUACAGUUUUUGGGGGGCUUGUUGAUUGGUGCUGGCUGCGCCCUCUACCCCCUGGGCUGGGACAGUGAAGAAGUCCGGCAGACCUGUGGCUACAUCUCUGGCCAGUUUGACUUGGGAAAGUGUGAAAUCGGCUGGGCCUACUACUGCACCGGAGCGGGCGCCGCCGCUGCCAUGUUGCUGUGCACGUGGCUGGCGUGCUUCUCAGGCAAGAAGCAGAAGCACUACCCCUACUGAGAGCAGGCCACCAGGAUCAAGCGGAGGAGAGGACGGCUGCGGAGGACUGAAGGGGGCCAAAGCAUCCAGCUCCUUUCACAAGGUGGAAUAGUGGUUCUAACCCAGGAACAGUGUUAGUGUAAGGAAACUCGAUUGAAUCUGGAACAUUCUACAGGAUGGGAGGGCAGUGGGGAGGUUCUCAAAAGCAUGGAGACUAUGGGGUUACGGAGGAAAGUGGACCAAAGGCUAAACACAUUGCUGGACAUUGGUGUUUCUAUUCCACAGAGUAUCGUUAAUGUAUAUCACACAUACAGCCAACCUAUAUAUGCAAGCGAGGAUCUCAUUUUUGUUCUCCUUCAGGAAGAUGAGGACCAGGGGAGUCAAAAGGGCUAGUAGAAACAGUAUUAUCUUAGGAAGCAGGAUGAGUACCCUGCAGACAUUCCCUGUAAAUGAGGACUGAGCCUGAAAGCACAUAAGCACGCGCACACCUGCGCACAGGUCACACGCACAUGUCAUAGGGACACGUCAGACGCCCACGUCAUCACACCACUGCACAGGGGGUCAGCUGUGGACUGUUGCUCCUGUUUCUUUUUCUUUUUUUUUAAAUAUCCAUCAGCACAGGAUCAUCACUUUAUAAACGCAUACAUUAAGCCUAGUCCAUGGACCAAUACGCCACUCUCGGUAUUUUUGAUAUCCCGCAUAAACUCUUUAUGCCCGCCGCCUGUCGUCAGCAUUCAUGCAGACCUUCAGGGGUUAGCCUUCAUGUCUCAGUGUUAGUCAAAAACACAGUCGUGAUGUGAGUACCCUAGCUGUAACACCCGUAAAGCUGUAACACAGCUUUCGUCCAUGUUAGGCGAGGAUUCAGUUGCAGAUAUGAGGGUGAAAAGAGGUCUCUCUCCAAUUAUCGGCUCUUGUUUUCUUUUGUCCAUUAUCCUACUGUGCUAUAUAUACCACUAUUACUUCAAUAUUCAUUUUGUAAAGGGAAAAAAGUACUAUUUUGUUUGUAUUUGAAAAGCUCUGUGAAUAAAUUCUCUUUGAUCAAUA